CAUUCAAUUUGAUAGCCAUCAUUUACGUCGUUAGAGUACCGGAGUAAAAAUCACGAAUAAUUGCUCAGAAAGAAAUGAUGGAAACUUAUACGGCAAAGGAUCUCCGUCAGUGCUCUGCACCUUUUCCAAAAUAUGACUUUCGAGUUAAAAACGAACCAAUUGAUGAUGAACUUUCAGAGCAAGAGUUAUGUAUGGAACUGAGCAUUGAAGCGGAUAGCAUCGUAAAGAAGGAGGAGGACGAGGAGAAAGAAACAAACAAGGGGCGAAAAUGGAAGGAAAAAUAUAUUUCUCGGAAAGAAUCAUUUUUGUUCCGCGAGGAUAAACUGAAGUUAAUCAGUGCGGUCAGGGCGAAGCCCAUAAUAUGGGAUUUGAACCACAAGGGGCAUUUUAAUGCCACAAGCCUAAAUACUGCCUGGCAGGCUGUUGCCGCGGUGUUACGGAAAGACGUGAAAGAUUGCAAAAGCACAUGGAAAUCGUUGCGGGCCAGCCAGCGCUACCACCAGAAGAUCUCCAGAAAAAAAAAGCCAAGUGGAAGUGCUGGAGGGUCUGUUGUUCCCGGUCCGAAGGCGAAUGACGAUUAUGAUUGGGACUUCGCGUCAGAAAUGGCUUUUUUGCCGGACCUCUUCGACAGAAGGCGAACGAAAACGCUACCAAAACCACCAGAGGCGUCAACGUCUUCCGACAUUUCCGAGGACCCAGAACUCAUUUUUGCUGAGUACCUCGACGAAAGUCAACCGAGCAGCUCAUUCGACCAGAACAUGUUGGAGGAGGAAGAGCUACAGCUGCAGAAGGGAAUGGAGGACAUGGAGAAGGAGAGUUCCUGCUCAUAUUCCUAUAAGCCGCAGAAGGAAUUAGAGGACAUGGAGAAGGAGAGUUCCAGCUCAUAUUCCUAUCCAUCAACUAAGAAGCACAAGACUGCGGCGGCUGAGAGCUGUGUCCUAACACAGAAAUUUACGGAGUACGUUGACUUGCAGAAGGCCAUAGUGUCGCAGACCACAAACGUUCCGUCGUUGGUCACCUACUGGGCCGAAAUAAUGAAAGAGCUGCCGCAAGAACUGAAAGAUGAAGCGGAAGAGCGUGUAACCAAAUUGCUGUGGGAUUUGAGAAAAAGAGCAAAAAACUGUGAAUAAAUUUACUUCGGAUAGUUGCGAGGACGCCCACGGUUUGUAUCUGAACCGGUAGUCUCCACAGAAAUCACAGGCA
Drosophila bipectinata is the source of this 1203-nucleotide messenger RNA. RefSeq names its product transcription factor Adf-1-like. The record is from RefSeq and is a predicted model, not a curated record. Lineage: Eukaryota; Metazoa; Arthropoda; Insecta; Diptera; Drosophilidae.